Bombina bombina (fire-bellied toad) is the source of this 6550-nucleotide messenger RNA. RefSeq names its product F-box protein 30 (gene FBXO30). NCBI's taxonomy places the organism in Eukaryota, Metazoa, Chordata, Amphibia, Anura, Bombinatoridae. The coding region runs from base 252 to 2459 and encodes 735 amino acids. Gene Ontology annotation, molecular function: zinc ion binding; ubiquitin protein ligase activity; protein binding. The transcript is spliced from 3 exons. The record is from RefSeq and is a predicted model, not a curated record.
CCGGAGUGUGGUGGGCGGCUCCGGAGGAUGGGCGCUGAGUGACGGCGGCGAUGACGAAAUCUGCGACGGGAGCAGUAGAAAGUGUAGGAGACUAGCGAGUGCCGGGUUUGGGCCCCGGUGACAAGGCUGAUACGUGAUUUGCGGCCGAGGUAUCAGAGGGAACGGACCUACAGACAAAGCCGUGGAUACUGGCGGUAGAUCCCGCUCUACCCAGUGCUGACUCGGAGAGCGACAAGAGAUCUGGUGUCAUCAUGGAUGAAAGACUUCAGCAUUCACACUGUGUCAAUUGUGUUAGUCGACGUUGCAUGAUUAGACCAGAGGCUGGAGUUUCCUGUGAUUUGAUAGGCUGCCCACAUGUGUGUGGAGCUGUCUUUCACUCCUGCAAAGCUGAUGAGCACCGCAUAUUAUGUCCUCUUGAAAGAGUGCCUUGCUUAAAUAAUGGCUUUGGCUGUCCUUUUAUUGUUACUCGUAACAAGUUGGCUGAGCAUCUGCAGUCAUGUCCUGCAAGUGUAGUGUGCUGUACGAUGGAAUGGAACAGGUGGCCAGUAAGUUAUGCAGACAGAAAAUCCUAUGAAAACUUAAGUAAAGAUGUUGAUGAAGUAGAGCAGCUAGAUAUGGCCUUAGCUCUUCAAGAUCAAAGAAUGCUUCUGGAGUCACUCAAAGUGGCAACUAUGGUGUCCAAAAAAACAGAGAAACUUGAAGCUCAAGAACAAAUUACUGUCAACACAGUUGAGAGUAAUUCAACACUUGCAAAUGGUUUAUCUGGUGAUGAAGAAUCAUACAGUGCCCUUUAUCAAGCAACUGUGGAGACAACUAAGAGUUUAGCAGCUGCAUUAGAUAUCCUGAAUAAUGCCACAAGAGACAUUGCUAUGCUUAAUGGUAGGUUACUUGAUGCAAGCUGUGAGAUGAACAGAAACUUUCAGAUGGCAGAGCAAAAUGGUGCUGGUUGUAUGAUUGUUAAAGAUCAGGAAUAUGAAGAUGAAGAAGAAAUUGGGGCAGUUGGUGGAAUUCUCUGUAGCUCAAUGAAACAUUUGCAUCAAAAUGGUUCAAGUGAUUUCUAUCCUGGAGCAAAUGGAAGUUAUGAAGUGGUUAGUGAAAAUAGCCUAGAUAAUUCCAAUGUGUUAUGUAAUGGCUUCCAUACUGAAAAUAUGCAUACUGAACAAAAUGAAAGUAAAAUACACACUUCUGAAUCAAAACAAAAUGGUGUUGAUAAACUUUUGGAUGUAGAUUCCAGGGAGCAGCUAUUAAACUCCAAGGAUUCUUUGCCUGGUGUGGCACUACUUCCAUCAUCCACAAACUUGACAAAUGGCAUAAAGGCUGAUGAGGCUACAAAAGAACAAUUGUUAGAAAAAAAAGAUGAACAAGGUUUAAGAAAUGUAGCUGUUUUUGGAAGACGCCCAUUUCUGGUUGAUGCAUACUGGUUCAAAGCAAAAAUGGAAGACAAAGCUGUUGAUACUUCAGAUUUAGUGACUGAAGAUGAUCCUAUGGGCCUCAAUGGAAUUGACCUGAUAACGGCAGCAUUGCUUUUUUGUUUGGGGGACUCGCCAGGGGGGAGGGGAAUUUCUGACAGCAGAAACGUUGAUGGGUAUCACGUUGACUUUGGAACACAGACCUUUUCGCUUCCUUCAGCAAUAUUGGCAACUGAUACAAUGGUAGGAGAUAUUGCAUCAGCUUCAGCAUGUGAUCAUGCUAAUCCACAGCUUUGUAAUCCUAGUCCUUUUCAAGCACUUGGCUUGGAUUUAGUACUAGAAUAUGUUGCAAGAUAUCAAACCAAACAAAGAUCAAUGUUUACAUUUGUAUGCGGGCAAUUAUUUAGAAGAGAUGAAUUUUCUUCUCAUUUCAAGAAUGUUCAUGGGGACAUUCAUGCAGGCCUUAAUGGCUGGAUGGAACAAAGAUGUCCUUUGGCGUAUUAUGGAUGUACAUAUUCCCAGCGUAGAUUUUGUCCAUCAACACAAGGAUCCAAAAUUAUUCACGAUCGACAUUUGAGAUCUUUUGGAAUUCAACCUCAUUCAUCUUGUCAGACUGACUCUGCGAGUUCUUUUGGAGCACCUCAAGAUCGGUUUAGUAAUUUGCCUUAUGAAGUUUUGCAACACAUUGCAGGCUUUCUUGAUGGCUUUAGCUUGUGCCAACUGUCAAGGGUUUCUAGAGUUAUGAGGGAUGUAUGUUCUAGUUUGCUUCAGGCCCGUGGGAUGGUGGUUCUUUUGUGGGAGAAGAGACUGUAUUCACAUGGAAGUUCAUGGCAAAUCAAAGAUAAGGUGUGGAGAUUCAGCACUGCUUUCUGCACUGUGAAGGAGUGGAAGUUUGCUGAUCUUGUGAGCAUGGCUGACCACUUGAAGAAAUGCAGCUACAAUACAGUAGAAAAGAGAGAAGAGGCCAUUCCUCUCCCUUGUAUGUGCGUGACCAGGGAACUAACUAAAGAUGGCCGCUCACUCCGUUCUGUUCUGAAACCUGUUCUUUAGAUACAACAAAAAAACUUCACCUUUCAUGCACCAACACCCAAGCACCAGUUUUAACCUCUCUACGGUAUCAUUUGUGACACUUGUAUUUAACUAAAAUCCACGCUUAUCACUGUGUAUAUAACAAUGGUUUUUGAAGUGAUGUUUAUUUUUUUAUAUAUCGAAGAGAAAAUAUGUUUUAGAUGGAAGGAAUAUAAAAUGCCUUAAUGUUGUGGAAAAAGUCAAAUUUUGCUGGACUUGGAUAUCGCAUAUGAUGUCUUUUAAAAUUCCCUGUGGGAUCUUAAUCUUUUAGCAUGGUUUGCUGAUUCACUAGUGCCGUUAUCCUGACAAUUAUACAGAAGCAUUCAAUGAACAAUAUAGACCUUCAUCUUUUUUCGACACUGACCAAAAAGGUUCUGUUGUGAUUGUGUAUUUCAAUACGUUUAAUGUUGGUCAGCUUACAUUAAGCAAUUCAGGAAAGUACAAAGUUGCAGAACUUCUUCAGUCUUUCAGAUGUAAUCUCUUCAGUGCUAACUGUGUCUGCCUCUUAAAAGAUAUCUAGUACUGGAAUGAUUACCUUAUAAUUGUGCCAUUUUCCCUGUAUAAUCUCCUUUUACCAAAUAUGCACUUAAAUUAUAUUCUUUAGCAAUUUAUAUGAAAAUCAACAUACACAUUGUUAGCACUUUAUUAUUUUUUAAGAGUACAUGGAAGUGAUGAAUUUGCUUUGGUGAGUCAUUUCUGUUUCAGUGUUUAAAAAAUGUAAAAAAAGAAACACAAUUCUCUCUCUGCAUUUGACGUUUUCUCCCUCUUUAUAUAUAAAAAAAAAAGUUAUAUUUUUUUUUAAAGGUAAAUGCCUACACUCCCAUACAUUUAAAAAACAAACAAACCAUUUUAUUGCUGCAAAAGGGUUGAACUCCCACAUCAGGCAUUCUCCCAGAAUGUCCACGAGCAAGACACAGCUGAUGAUUGGUAGCUACAUGUGCGCGCCACUCCUGAAUCGCUCAGGGCAUUGCCACUAUUGCGCAAAAUGAAUAGUUAGCAAUGGGCAUUUAAUAUUAUUUUCUAAGCAUUAAAGCCUUUGCAUUAUUCGAUCAGAAUGCCUCUUUAAUAAAAUACAGAUGCAAAAAAAUAGUAGCAAUGUUUUAAUCUUUAAUUUUCAAAAAGAAAAGUAUGUUUAAAAUGAAAACCACUCAUUUAAAGGGACGAUAUGAUCAAAAUUCAUGAUUCAAAUAGAGCUUGUAAUUUUAAACCAUUUUCCAAUUUUCUCUCUAUCAUCUAAUUUGCUUUGUUCUCUUGGUAUCCUUUGUUUAAAGCAUGCCUCGGUGGGCUCAGGAGCAGUAGGGUACUGCUGGGAGCCAGCUGUUGAUUGGUGGCUUUACAUAUAUGCCUCUUGUCAUUGGAUUACCCAAUGUGUUCAGCUAGCUCCCAGUAGUGUAUUGCUGCUCCUUCAACAAAUGAUACCAAGAGAAUAAAGCAAAUUUAUCAAGAGAACAUACCAUUUUCAAAUUGACUUCUAUCUGAAUCAUGAAGGAAAAAGCUGGGGUCUAAUGUUCUUUUUAAAGGCUAGAAUGGGGGUGAGGCAGUUAAGUUAGAGCAUAACUUCCAUGUACCCUUUGAGCUUCAGAUUGUCUUCAGACUGCAUUUGGAAUGAAGUGCAUCAAUUUAAAGCACAUUAUGUAGUAUUCAGGGCCUGUCGAACAUCAUUAUGCUAAUGGCAAGUAUUGCAAACAUGUCUAAUUAUAUUGUAUGCACUACCUUAAUAUUUAUUGACUGGGGAACUCUUGAAGAUGGAAGAUGAACAUGCAACAAAAUGAGCUUGUUUUACAUUUUUAAAGCAUAAUUUUCUCUGUUUUACUAUUUUUUUACACUUCAGUUUGAAAGAGAUUUUUAAACAACAAAAAAUUAAAAAAAAGUGUUUUUGUUUGUGUUGUGUUUUUACUUAUCUUUGCAAGAUGUGGAAAAGAAGACCUGUCAUGCUUUAGAAUGGAGAUUUUAUUCCUAAAUUCUUUCAUUUUUCAUCUUCCAUACCAAGAGCUCCUCUCUGAGUGCCUUUCUGGAAAUACUGCUGAUUUUCUGCAUGUUUGACGCACUACUUAGUUUGUGUGUGUGUGUGUGCGUGUGCGUGUGACAGUACGAAAUUCACUAAUUUUUGUUUUUUAGGCCGCUUCAAAUUUGAAUGUCAAGUAGGCAACUCCAAAUAAAUUGGUUGAAUUAAUAACAAAGGAACUAGAUUUACCAUCCAGGUCCUGUAACAUAUUAAGAGAGUCCUAUUAUAAUUUACAAUUUAUGUUCAAGUUUAAACCUUGAUAUGAACGGAUGUAUACUGUAUUCAUCUAGGGUGUUUGUUUUUGCGAUAGUGUAAUUUACUUUCUGAAAUAGUUACUGAAAAGCACAUUGCAGUAUCUGUCAUUUAAACUUAAGCUGUAAUAACGUAGAUUUUCUUUUUUUUUCUUGCAUGCUGUGACUGAGAAAUGUUUUAUCCAUUGCAACCUCACAAAAAAGGUAGCAAUCUCUUCUUGAUGAAUUUACUUUAUAUAACUUGGGCACUCACAAAUAAUUUAAAAAGGACAUAAAAGUAAAAAAAUAUAAAGUUUUAUAUUUUGACCAGAUAACCCUUUAAAGGGAAACUGAACCCAAAUGUUUUCUUUCAUGAUUGUUAGUGCAUGCAAUUUUAACCAACUUUCUAAUUUACUCCUAUUAUAAUUUUUUUCUUUGCUCUCUUUAUUUGAAAAAACAGGAAUGUAAGCUUACGAGCUGGCCCAUUUUUGGUGCUGCACCCUGAGUAGCGCUUGCUGAUUGGUGGCUUCAUUUGCACACCAAUCGGCAAGCACUACCCAGGUGCUAAACCAAAGAUGUGCCAGCUCGUAAGCUUACAUUCCUGCUUUUUCAAAUAAAGAUACCAAGAGAACGAAGAAAAAAUUAUAAUAGGAGUAAAUUAGAAAGUUGCUUAAAAUUGCAUGCUCUGUCUGAAUCAUGAAAGAAAACAUUUGGGUUCAGUGUCCCUUUAAACAUUUAUUUUCUUGCUAAUUAUAUAGAAAAUAAAACCUUUAUGUAUUAGCAGCGCCUCCUGCAGGUAGAGUUAAUAGCUAGGUGAUCUAGAAUGCAGGGGUAUUAAUAUAGAAAUAGGUGGUGGUGUUUAGUUCUUUUUUGUUUGUUUUUUUACUUUUAUGUCUCUUUAAACAGAAAUGUUAUUUUUUUUUCAUUUUCCAAGUCAGUUCUGAUUCUGGUAAUACUGUAUUUUUUUUAUCUGGUGUUUAUUAAAAAUGUUCAUAUUGCAACAUUCACAAUUUUCCACUGCAUUCAUUCCAGUGUUAGAUAUGCAAAUGUAUCAAAAAAUACAAUGAAUUAGGAUUGUUCUCUCUUGUUCAGUGCUAUAGAAAGUGUGUUUUACACUGUUUACAAUACUAAUCUACCUACAGACGUAGACUCCUCUAUCGUAACCAAUGGGAGCUGUAUCACAUGAUUUACUAUAGUGCCAGUGUUAGCAAUAACCUAGGCCAUUGUUUCUCAUCCGUGGUCCUCAAGUACCCCCAACAGGCCAGGUUUUCAUUAUAGCUGAGCAAGUGCACAGGUGAAGUAAUCCGCUGAUGGGUGAGAGCAGGUUAGUAACCAUGGUGUUACUGAUCAGCUGAUUAUUUCACCUGUGCACUGGUUCAGCUAUAAUAAAAACCUGGCCUAUUGGGGGUCACUUGAGGACCGCAGUUGAAAAACACUGACUUAGGCUAUAUGUCGUCAUUAUAUAACAUUGCAGAGAAUGUGUUACUAAGGAAUGUUGCUAUUUUGAGCUGCCACUUUUAAGUAAAUGUUCAAGCAAUGUUCGGAAUAAGUGCUAAUUUUUCAUGACCACUUGUUUUUUGUUGGAUAUAUAAGAUAUGAAUACAUUCUUUCAAAUUGAAAAUGACUUGACAUUUGUUUUUUAACCUGCAGAAUAUGUUUUUAUCAGUUAUCAAAUGAUGGUUACAUAUUAUUGCAUGGUGCCUAUGUUCUUGUUUAAUCCUUUGGUAAUAACCAGACAGCGAUUGUUACCUUUAUAUCACUUGUUUUCAAAUUGCUUAAAUUUUAAUUAUAUAUUUUUUUUGUGUCUAAUAAACGCUAAUAAAACGGUUUCCCCUGAA